Messenger RNA from Melitaea cinxia (Glanville fritillary), 544 nucleotides. RefSeq names its product protein lin-52 homolog (gene lin-52). The transcript has 4 exons. Gene Ontology annotation, biological process: regulation of DNA-templated transcription. Lineage: Eukaryota; Metazoa; Arthropoda; Insecta; Lepidoptera; Nymphalidae. The record is from RefSeq and is a predicted model, not a curated record. The coding region runs from base 61 to 438 and encodes 125 amino acids. Gene Ontology annotation, cellular component: DRM complex.
GAUAAAUGCGCAAAGACUAUAAGCUUUGUUUGUGCUUAUUUUGUUGUCAAAUUCAAGAAAAUGGCCGCGAAACAAAAUUCCAUAAUAAGAGAAGCCCAAACUACAUCAGAUGAUAUUCCUCUGACGUCCCUAGAAGAAAGCUUACUGAGCUUAGAAAAACUGGACCGAGCUUCACCCGAGCUAUGGCCGGAGCAAAUCCCCGGUGUGUCAGAGUUUGCACCGUUGCAAAACCCUGACCAGUCGCCACCGUCGUGGAAUAAAGGUUUGACCAAAGAAGACUAUAAUUAUAUGCAACAACUUGAGAUGUUAACAACAAGUAGUCUCAUUAUGGAAGUAAAGAAACUUCAUGAUCUCGCUUAUCAAUUAGGAUUAGAAGAGGCCAAAGAGAUGACAAGGGGAAAGUAUUUAAAUAUAUUUGCAUCUAGGCGACAAAGAUAAUAACUAAUUGUUAAUAAUACUCAUAAAGGAAUACAUUUUUCGUUUUAUAAUAAUAAAAUGCUAAAAAAAACAUGAAAUUAAAUAUCAUGACAUUCGUUUAAUAAUA